Messenger RNA from Corvus hawaiiensis (hawaiian crow), 2161 nucleotides. It is a transcript of the gene UBE2D2, whose product is annotated as ubiquitin conjugating enzyme E2 D2. Gene Ontology annotation, cellular component: nucleus. Gene Ontology annotation, molecular function: ubiquitin conjugating enzyme activity. Gene Ontology annotation, biological process: ubiquitin-dependent protein catabolic process; protein K48-linked ubiquitination. The record is from RefSeq and is a predicted model, not a curated record. Lineage: Eukaryota; Metazoa; Chordata; Aves; Passeriformes; Corvidae. Bases 88 to 531 code for a protein of 147 amino acids. The transcript is spliced from 7 exons.
CCUCCUCCCCCCCUCCCCUCGCAAAUAGUCCCGCGGGCCGCCCCCUCCCUCCGCCCGCGCCCCUCCUGCCGCCGCCUCGCGCACACAAUGGCGCUGAAGAGAAUCCACAAGGAGUUGAACGACCUGGCACGUGAUCCUCCAGCACAGUGUUCAGCAGGGCCUGUCGGGGAUGACAUGUUCCAUUGGCAAGCUACAAUAAUGGGACCAAACGACAGUCCCUAUCAAGGUGGAGUAUUUUUCUUGACAAUUCACUUCCCAACAGAUUAUCCCUUCAAACCACCUAAGGUUGCAUUUACAACAAGAAUCUAUCAUCCAAAUAUUAACAGUAAUGGCAGCAUUUGUCUUGAUAUUCUACGAUCACAGUGGUCCCCAGCACUAACUAUUUCAAAAGUACUUUUGUCCAUCUGUUCUCUGUUGUGUGAUCCCAAUCCAGAUGAUCCUUUAGUGCCUGAGAUUGCACGGAUCUACAAAACAGAUAGAGAAAAGUACAACAGAAUAGCUCGGGAAUGGACUCAGAAGUAUGCGAUGUAAUUAAAGAAAUUAUUGGAUAACCUCUACAAAUAAAGAUAGGGGAACUCUGAAAGAGAAAGUCCUUUUGAUUUCCAUUUGACUGCUUUCUAUGAGCCCACGCCUCAUCUUCCCCUGUGCACAUGUUUACCUGAUACAGCAGUGCUGCGUGUUGUACAUACUUGGAACAACAAACUAGAAAUACUGUAUUUCCCCGUACCAACAUUGACUCCUAGCAGAGAAGUGUGUGUGUGAAAAGCUGGUUCUUCAGUCAUAACUUUGUGAGCCUAAAAGCAUUCCUUGAUGAGUUAAAUUGGGAAAUCGAAUGGGAAUGGGGAGAGUUCUGGUGGGUUUCAGAUUUUUUAGGGACAGUGUUGCUGAUCCAUGAAGGAUUUUAAGUGGAAUCCUUUUAAACUCAUAACAGUUAUGAAAAGCAAGGUGAAGAACUUGAAGCUGUUUCUGUAUUCAUUUUAUUCUGAAGGACCUACACCUUAGGUAAAUGUUAUGACCAAUGAGAAACUGUACCCACAUCCUGUGUUUAAGGUCUAAGUUUAACCGGUCAUCAUUUAAAUGGAUUGGAGCUAUUAGUGCAUCAAGUGAUGUUGAUUUGUUUCAACUCUCUCCCUCCCUUCAUACUUUUUUUGGUUUGUAUGUGGUUUCUCAGUUAAUACCUAGCUAAUAGCUCUUAUUUUUUCUUAAGUUUUUUAACUGCUUAGGUCUUUCUGGAUGUAAGGGUAAAAAAAAAAAAAAAAUAUCCAUAUGACAGAAAACUUGUGUGUAUUUAAAGACCCAACUGCUCCCCUGGAGCUUGUACGUUCAAGAAUUAAUUAAUCUGUGUAAUAAACUGAUUACUACAGUCAUUACAUAUAACUUUGUGUGAAUAGGCUUUUAAUUUUCAGGGCAGUUUGUUACAGGCUUAAACUAACGGUGGAUUUCUCUAAAAAAAACCUUUUGGGCUGAAGUUGUGAAGCAGUUUGGUUUGCAUCACACAAGGCACCUGAAGAGGCAAACAGGAGCUUGAGCACUUAGAUGAAAUCAGGAUGUGUAGUGUGCCAGGAACUUGACUGUUAAACCAAAUAAGCAGUUUACUAAAUGAGAAUCAGAGUGACAUUUUACAAAGCCUGAUGGUAUUACUCCCACUUGCAUGGGACCUAACACAAUGCAUAUGUACUGUAGGUAAGUGAAACCUUAUGUAACUAAAAAAAUGGAUGUAAAAGGGUAAAAAAAAGAAAAAAACCUACCAAACACAUCAGCACAAACUUUCAUAAAAUGUAGCUUUUACAUAAUUACUUUGCACUAAACAUUUGCAAAUGUUCAUACAGUUUUAAAUUGUACUUGUAUAUGUCUUUUUUUUUUUUUUUUUUUUUUUUUUUUUUUUUUUUUUUUUUUGGAACAAAGUCUUCACUUGAAUCUAGUGAAAAAAUGUAGUUUGAAACUUUUCUUUGUAUACAAGUGUAUUUGCCAGCAUCGUUGGUGUGACAGUAGGUGAGUCUGCAAGUUUAUCUCCUCUUAGUAGAAUUGUAACCCAAGCCAUCGGGCAGGAGAGGCUGGAGCCGCUGGCUCUCCGGCCACAGGGUCUGUCCCAGCCAUUCCCAAAUGCAUCUUGACACUCUUGCACAAACGAGGAAUAAAUGUCCACUGCUUUUGGUCUAAA